AUGUGCUACUUUACCAAGUGGCCUGAAUGCUUAGCUCUACCCGACCAGACAGCAGAGAAGGUGGCGUGCGCCCUAACGGAAGAGGUGUUCUGCCGGUAUGGAGUCCCCUUUGUGCUUCAUUCGGAUCAAGGAAGGAACUUUGAAUCGGAAGUUUUUCGAGCCUGCCUACGAUUAAUAGACAUCGAGAAAACCCGCACCACCCCCCUCCACCCACAAUCAGACGGGAUGGUUGAACGUUUCAACCGCACGCUGCUCAGCUAUUUGGCUAAAUUCGUAGAUGACCAUCAACGGAACUGGGAUGAACGGUUGCCGUGGGCGCUGUGGGCCUACCGAGCAGCAGUUCACGAGGCUACUGGAUUCUCGCCCGCGAAGUUAACCUUCGGCCGGGAGAUGCGAUUGCCGUGUGAGCUGCUGUAUGGUCGACCAACACCCGACGCAGAGAGCUACCCGGCCUUUGUAGCUAAACUACAGUCUCAUUUGCGAGAAACACAUCAUGCCGCAAGGGAACACCUGAAGGCCGCGGCAGGCCAACAAAAGUACCGUUACGACCUACGCUCCCACACCGUCCAGUUCGAGCCGGGUGAUCUCGUAUGGCUGUAUGCACCCGUUCGGAAAGUGGGACGAUGUCCGAAGCUCCAAUCAGACUGGAUUGGCCCCGCCACCGUGAUCCGCAGUUCUUCCGACCUAGUCUACGAGAUACGCCUUCCCGGAAAACGCACCACCAGGACGGUACACGUAAACCGACUAGCGAGCUACAAGGAACCUGUUCCUGAAUAA
This is a messenger RNA of Drosophila obscura, 777 nucleotides long. RefSeq lists its product as uncharacterized. Bases 1 to 777 code for a protein of 258 amino acids. Gene Ontology annotation, molecular function: nucleic acid binding. Gene Ontology annotation, biological process: DNA integration. The record is from RefSeq and is a predicted model, not a curated record. The transcript has a single exon. Lineage: Eukaryota; Metazoa; Arthropoda; Insecta; Diptera; Drosophilidae.